Molecule: messenger RNA, 1572 nt
Organism: Phytophthora sojae
Lineage: Eukaryota; Oomycota; Peronosporomycetes; Peronosporales; Peronosporaceae
Exons: 1
Coding region: 1-1572 (523 amino acids)
Cellular component (GO): nucleolus
Molecular function (GO): GTP binding
Source: RefSeq, a predicted model, not a curated record
AUGGCGAAGGGCAUCAACACGACGAAGGCGUCGGCCGACAACCCGAACCGCAAGGUCCCCAAGCGGCAGAAGGCCGCCAACAUGCGCGACAAGAGCACCAUCAAGCGCCUCAACAUGUACCGCAACAGCGGCCCGAUCCGCAACAAGGCCGGCAAGGUCGUGGGCGGCAGCCUCAUGAUGAAGAACAAGGUCGGCGGCCAGGAGAUCACGAGCGCCAGCGGCCGCGUGCAGCCCGACCGCCGCUGGUUCGGCAACACGCGCGUCGUGGGCCAGAAGGAGCUCGACAAGUUCCGCAACGAGAUGUCGCUCAAGGCCGCCGACCCGUACUCGGUGGUGCUGCGCACCCGCAAGCUGCCCAUGGGCCUGCUGCAAGAGUCGGAGAAGGCCACGCGCAUGAAGCUGCUGGAGACCGAGAGCUACGACGAGGUCUUCAACGGCAAGCGCAGCCGCAAGCGCGCCAAGAUCGCGGCCACGGACUACGCGUCGCUGCUCUCGAGGGCGCAGGAGAACACGGAGAAGUACGAGGCCAAGGGUCCGGACCGCAAUAUCGCCGUGGAGCAGGAGUUCAAGGAGGAGGUCUCGCACGACGUGUUCAACAAGGGCCAGUCCAAGCGUAUCUGGGGCGAGCUCUACAAGGUGCUGGACUGCUCGGACGUCGUCAUCCAGGUGCUGGACGCGCGCAACGUGCCCGGCACGCGCUGCGAGCACGUGGAGAAGCACAUCCGCAAGAACGCGUCGCACAAGCACCUGAUCUUCGUCAUCAACAAGUGCGACCUGGUGCCCAACUGGGUCACCAAGCGCUGGGUGCAGAAGCUGAGCGAGACGACCCCGACGCUGGCCUUCCACGCGUCCAUGAGCAACCCAUUCGGCAAGGGCGCGCUCAUCAACCUGCUGCGCCAGUUCGCCAAGCUGCACCAGGAAAAAAAGCAGAUCUCGGUGGGACUCAUCGGCUACCCGAACGUGGGCAAGAGUUCGGUCAUCAACGCGCUGCGCAAGAAGAAGGUGUGCAAGGUGGCCCCCAUUCCGGGUGAGACCAAGGUGUGGCAGUACAUUACGCUCAUGCGCCGCAUCUUCCUCAUCGACUGCCCCGGUAUCGUGUACGACACGGGCGACGACGAGGUCGAGACGGUGCUCAAGGGCGUCGUCCGCGCCGAGCGUCUGCCGCAGCCGACGGACUUCAUCCUGACCAUCCUGCAGCGUGUGAAGAAGGAGUUCAUCGUCAAGGUGUACGGCAUCGAGGAGUGGAACGACGAAUGGGAUUUCCUCGAGAAGCUCGCUAACAAGUGCGGCAAGCUGCUGCAGAAGGGCGAGCCCGACUACAACAACGUGGCCGUGCAGAUGAUCAACGACUACCAGCGCGGCAAGCUGCCGUGGUUCAUCGCGCCACCCAUGCGCGCGGAGGAGCUCGCGGCUCUGGAGCAGAAGGGCGACGACGCCCCGCUCAACGAGGCCGAGGCCGCCGAGGACGAGCAGGUGGAGCUGGACGAGGGCGAAGAGGUCGAGGAGGGCGACGACAACGAAGAAGACGAGGAGAGGAAGGACGAGGAGGAAGAGGAGGACAAGCAGAAGUGA